GAAAAAGGUCCACGUUAAAAAAGAUGCAGGCUACGGAGUACUCCGUAAGUAAACUGCUUGAUCCUACUCCGCACAAAGCCAUCAAUGAUGCACCAUGCGGAGACGGCUGUGGCCCGGUUGUUCACUGCGAAGCGAGGUGUAGAACUCUGGCAAACCCGGCAUACCCAACUCUCCGGACAUCGCAUCAAAGGGUAAAACAUCGAUAUCAGAUGAGAAGGGAAAAAGACCCGAAAUAUAUAAACACCGCGAAUUGUGAACAGGACACAGUGGUCCUCACUUGCUUCACGACUCGCUUCAUGACUCGCUCGACAAACACUAUUGCUUAAACAGGCUAUGUAUGAUUUCGUCUGACAACGCAUUGGCAGCUCGGCGCAUCUAGCAUUCAGUCGGUGGAAUUUGCGAAUUGCCAGGCCUUCGGUGAGUUGAGCAGAGGAUGUUGCCAGACGGGCUUUGCGCAGUUGAAGGCCAGGCCACGUGAUGAUCGUGUCACCGCCCACGGCAAACCCGCACAGUUCAGCUUCCACGCCAGAUUCAUUUCCCUCGGACUAGCUUAAAACGACAUAUCCCUACUCCGUAGUCCUCGGAGGUACAGCUCGCUUGCUGCUUGAAGGUUGCAGAAAAGACAACGGACGACGCAGCAACCUUUGUCCCUUCUCCCCCCAGCUAUCUACGGAUGGAAGUUGUGUCCUUUGAAAAUAGUCGAUUGUUUAACUUAUGGAACUGUCUUGGUCUCCCAACGUGGAGAUAUUGUGCCUUCACUUUCGUUGGGACUUUGCUGCUUUUGAUAUUGAUGGAAUUCAGCUUCGCCGCGGGGAAUGAUCACUUCCAACGAAAGUUUGAGGGGUUGCUGGAGCCAGGAUACCGACGUGACAUCGACAAAGCAUAUCCUGCCAUUCUUUUCUGGUAUGGGACUGAUUUGUCUACGCGUCAGUUCAUGUUUCUUGAUGAUUUAUCAGACUCAGGAAUGAUUUAUCCCUGAAAAUGAGCUCAAUAGCAUGCUGUGCUGCGGUAACUUUUCUUGGCCUCAUUGCUCAGACGCAUAGAUAUUGAAGAGAAAGUUGAGAUUUUUGUUUCGAAAAUG
Messenger RNA from Coccidioides immitis RS, 1081 nucleotides. RefSeq lists its product as uncharacterized. NCBI's taxonomy places the organism in Eukaryota, Fungi, Ascomycota, Eurotiomycetes, Onygenales, Onygenaceae. Bases 674 to 979 code for a protein of 101 amino acids. The transcript has 3 exons. The record is from RefSeq and is a predicted model, not a curated record.